Molecule: messenger RNA, 4005 nt
Organism: Gekko japonicus
Lineage: Eukaryota; Metazoa; Chordata; Lepidosauria; Squamata; Gekkonidae
Gene: ABCC4
Product: ATP binding cassette subfamily C member 4
Exons: 31
Coding region: 1-4005 (1334 amino acids)
Biological process (GO): transmembrane transport
Cellular component (GO): plasma membrane
Molecular function (GO): ATP binding; ABC-type transporter activity; ATP hydrolysis activity
Source: RefSeq, a predicted model, not a curated record
AUGGAGGCGGUGCCCGCCCGGGACGAGAAGCCCAACCCGCUGAGCCACGCCAACUUCUGCUCUCGGCUCUUCUUCUGGUGGCUGAAUCCUUUGUUCGUUCUUGGCCAUAAGCGGAGACUAGACGAAGAUGACAUGUAUAAAGUGCUGCCCGAAGAUUCCUCGAAGGUGCUUGGGGAAGGGUUACAAUGGUAUUGGGACAAAGAGGUGCAGAAAGCCAAAAAGGAAGCAAGAGCCCCACACUUAACAAAGGCAAUUAUACUUUGUUACUGGAAGUCUUACUUGGUUCUAGGACUUUUCACCCUGAUUGAGGAAACACUCAAAAUAAUCCAGCCAAUAUUUCUGGGGAAUAUUAUUACCUAUUUUGAAAAGACUGGUUCAUCUGCUGCUCUGAAAUACGCUUAUGCCUCCGCUGCGGCCUUGUCUGCGUGUACUUUGGUUCUGGCCAUAACUCAUCACUUGUAUUUUUAUCACGUACAACGUGCCGGCAUGAAGCUGAGAGUGGCUAUGUGCCAUAUGAUUUAUCGGAAGGCACUUCGUCUGAGUAAUACAGCUAUGACAAAAACGACAACCGGUCAAAUUGUGAACCUCUUAUCGAAUGAUGUGAACAAGUUUGAUCAGGUGACCAUUUUCUUGCAUUUCUUAUGGGCCGCACCACUGCAGGCAGUUGCAGUAACAGUCCUUCUUUGGCUUGAGAUCGGCCCGUCUUGCCUUGCUGGGAUGGCAGUUCUCAUUAUUCUGCUUCCUCUGCAGACCUGCUUUGGGAGGCUGUUCUCAUCUCUGAGGAGCAGGACCGCAUCCUUCACAGACGUGAGGAUCAGGACCAUGAAUGAGGUCAUAACUGGGAUGAGGAUCAUCAAGAUGUAUGCCUGGGAGAAAUCGUUUGCUGAUCUCGUGAACACCCUGAGAAGGAGGGAGAUUUCCAUGGUUCUUAAGAGUUCUUACCUUCGGGGAUUGAACUUGGCCUCUUUCUUUGUUGCCAGCAAAAUAACUGUGUUUAUGACCUUCAUGACCUAUGUACUACUUGGCAACGUUAUCUCGGCAAGUCGGGUUUUCGUUGCCGUGUCGCUGUACGGUGCGGUGAGGCUCACCGUCACUCUCUUCUUCCCAGCGGCCAUUGAGAAGGCAUCUGAAGCAAUGGUCAGCAUUCGACGAAUCAAGAACUUUUUGAUCCUUGACGAGAUUUCUGAGCUUAGCCCCCAACUCAGAACCGAAGAUGAAACCGCCCUCCUUCACGUGCAAGAUUUGACCUGUCACUGGGACAAGAUUCUGGAAGCACCAACCCUUCAAAACAUUUCCUUUUCUGUCAGACGGGGAGAAUUACUAGUCGUGGUUGGUCCGGUGGGAGCAGGAAAAUCUUCGGUCUUAAGCGCUAUCCUCGGUGAGCUGACUGCAAGCAAAGGUUGCGUAGCUGCUCAAGGAAAAAUUGCCUAUGUUUCUCAGCAGCCUUGGGUGUUCUCUGGUACGGUCCGAAACAACAUCCUGUUUGGGAAAGGCUAUGAAAAAGAAAAAUACGAAAAGGUUCUAAGAGCCUGUGCUCUUAAAAAAGAUCUGGAAAUGAUGCCAGAUGGCGACCUGACAGUGAUAGGAGAUCGGGGAGCCACACUGAGUGGGGGACAAAAAGCCAGAGUUAAUCUUGCCAGAGCAGUGUACCAGGAUGCAGACAUCUACCUCCUGGAUGAUCCGCUGAGCGCGGUGGAUGCAGAAGUUAGCAGGCAUUUGUUUGAAAAGUGUAUUUGUCAGGCCUUGCGUAAAAAGGUGUCUGUUUUAGUGACCCACCAGUUACAAUAUCUCCAGGCUGCAAGCCAAAUCCUAAUUUUAAAGGAGGGCAAGGAGGUAGGGAAGGGGACUUAUUCAGACUUCCUGAUAUCCGGAAUAGACUUUGCUUCUCUUUUGAAAAAACCUGAAGAUGAUGAACUGCAACCAAUUCCAGGAACCCCCAGUCACAGGUUACCCAGAAUGCGUACAUUUUCAGAAACAUCUGUGUGGUCAAUGGAAUCUUCUGUGCAGUCACAGAAAGAAGGGGCUACAGAACCGCUGUCUAUGGAGCCUGUGCUAAGCACGUUGCCAGAAGAGAACCGUUCAGAGGGGAAAAUCGACUUCAAUGUUUAUAAGAAGUAUUUUGCUGCUGGGGCCAGCUACUUUGUCAUUUUUAUACUUUUAUUUCUCAGUAUUUUGGCACAGGUUGCCUAUGUGCUUCAGGAUUGGUGGCUUUCUUACUGGGCAAAUCAACAGGAAAGGUUGAACAUGACUACAGAGGGCACUAGUACAAUGAACGAAGUGAAAGCGCUUGAUCUCCGUUGGUAUUUAGGAAUAUACGCAGGUUUGACGGUGGCUACCAUACUGUUCAGCGUAUUGAGGUGUCUCCUCAUAUUUCGCGUUUUGGUUAACUCUGCUCAGACGUUGCAUGACAAAAUGUUCCAGUCGAUUUUGAAAGCUCCCGUUCUGUUUUUUGACAGAAACCCUAUAGGAAGGAUUCUAAAUCGUUUCUCCAAAGACAUUGGCCACCUGGACGACUUACUUCCGUUAACAUUCCUGGACUUUAUACAGGUUCUGUUUCAGAUUUGUGGCGUGGUUGGAGUGGCCGUUGUUGUGAUUCCAUGGAUUCUCAUCCCUUUAGUCCCACUUCUUAUUCUUUUUAUCUUUCUUCGUCGGUAUUUCUUGGAUACAUCAAGAGAUAUUAAACGUCUAGAAUCCACAACUCGAAGCCCAGUAUUCUCCCAUCUGUCAUCAUCUCUCCAGGGACUUUGGACUAUUCGAGCUUUUAAAGCGGGGCAAAGAUUCCAAGAGUUGUUUGAUGCCCAUCAAGACCUGCACUCAGAGUCUUGGUUCUUAUUUUUAACUACCUCCAGAUGGUUUGCUGUACGCCUGGAUGCUAUCUGUGCCAUUUUCGUGGUGGUGGUUGCCUUCGGCUGCUUGCUGCUUGCUCAGACUCUAGACGCAGGGCAAGUCGGUCUAGCGCUGUCCUAUGCAAUCACUCUCAUGGGAAUGUUUCAGUGGGGAGUUCGACAGAGCGCUGAAAUUGAAAACUUGAUGAUUUCAGUAGAAAGAGUACUGGAAUACACAGAGCUUGAGAAGGAAGCUCCUUGGGAGUCCGACAAACACCCACCCCCACAGUGGCCAACGGAAGGUGUUAUAGCGUUUGAAAACGUGAGCUUCACUUACAGCUUAGAUGGCCCUCUGGUGCUGAGGCAUUUAUCUGCUUUAAUCAAGUCAAAAGAGAAGGUUGGAAUUGUGGGAAGAACAGGAGCUGGGAAGAGUUCUCUAAUAGCUGCUCUUUUCCGGUUGGCUGAGCCCCAGGGAAGAAUUUGGAUUGAUAAGUUUUUGACAUCAGAACUGGGGCUACACGACUUGAGGAAGAAAAUUUCCAUCAUACCUCAGGAGCCGGUUUUGUUCACUGGAACUAUGAGGAAAAAUUUGGAUCCUUUCAACGAGUAUAGUGAUGAGGAGCUAUGGAAUUCUUUGGAAGAGGUUCAGCUAAAGGAGGCUGUGGAAGAGCUGCCCAACAAACUGGAAACACAAUUGGCAGAAUCCGGCUCUAAUUUUAGUGUUGGGCAGAGACAACUGGUUUGCCUGGCCAGGGCUAUUCUGAAGAAGAAUAAAAUACUGAUUAUCGAUGAAGCCACAGCAAACGUAGAUCCAAGAACGGAUGAGCUGAUCCAAAAGACAAUCCGUGAGAAGUUUGCCCAGUGUACCGUGUUGACGAUUGCACAUCGACUAAAUACUAUCAUCGACAGUGACAAGAUUAUGGAAGAAAAACUCACUUUGUCCUGUCAUCAGCUCUCAGAGCUUGUCUACAUGUUCAGCAAAGGCACACAUACCCUCCCUCCUGCCCCACUAUGUGCUCUCGGCGACAUGGAAGAACUGAGGGUGAGUGGCGGUGCUGUGCGGGAGCAUGUGACUGUGGGCGGGGACAAAGAAGAACUGAGGGUGAGUGGCGGUGCUGUGGGCGGGGACAAGCUUAUGUCUCUGUGGCACACAGUGCCCUCUGGAGGCUUUGAACUUUAA